AUGGGGUUCGAAGGGAAGUGUGUUUGUUCGAAACACAGCAUGUGGCAUCAUGGUGAUAUUUCAGCGGCUAGUUUGUGGAUUGCUAGUCCAGAAGAGCUUGAAUUUUGUGGUGUGGAUACAUCGAAAAACAAAACCAGAAAGAGAAAGAUUUGCCUUCCAUGUUGAGAAAGAAUUGCUCUUGAACUCAAGUGCCGGAGAUAUGAGGUGAGCUUAUGUUUACAAGCGUCAAAUUUGCCGACUGAUUCUUAAUGUGUGAUUUUCCUUUUGCACUACUGUGCCUCUCAUAAUUUUCUUUUAUUGUGAUACAAUAGCCAUCGAAUAUACCUUAGAAUAAUUUUCAUCUCCUUCUUUUCUCCAGGAGGUAAAUUUCAACCAGCUAGUGCCGUCUUCGGUGCCAACGCUUGAAGAAACGCUCAGGUGUCACGAAGAAAAUGUCUCAAGUUCAGUGGAAUCAGUGGAAUAUCCUGAUCCAGUUGACAUUGAAAGCAUGGAGAAUUGCCUGUUGUCGUCAAAUGCCAUCGAGACCUCAUCGAAAAGUGUUCAAGUGCCGGAAAUUCAGCGCCGGCCAUACAAAGAAGCUGAGUUAAGAACCCAACAGACUAUGAGAAGCAAGACCAUCGAUAGCUUGACAUCACUGGCUGAUAAAUAUGUCCACUUCAAUGAAAGUGAUGUUCCCAUGUUUAUUUGUGAUCUGGUUAGAUCUGGAAAGUGGCAGGCUUCAUUUGGAACUGAAUCUGCUGCUUCCAACAGUGCUAUGUCACACGGUGAAAACUCAUUUCUCUCCAGACUCACAGCAGAGUAUAAAGCUUGCAAGGACAAAGAGGCAAACAAAGCCAUCAGAAAGAAUGCUACUAGCCAAAAACAAAAGGUUUUCAUCGGGGACACUUUAAGGAAAAGCAAAAUUUCUCUCAAUGGAAACACCAGAAAUUUUCAGCUCUCGUGUUGA
Molecule: messenger RNA, 946 nt
Organism: Pocillopora meandrina
Lineage: Eukaryota; Metazoa; Cnidaria; Anthozoa; Scleractinia; Pocilloporidae
Source: the annotation of a GenBank genome assembly